AGGCUUAAGAAGGAAAAAGAGGCUUUGUCUGAUACUGAUUAUCGUUUCCAAAAAUGGGUCAAAUCCGUUUGGUGUGGUUCUUGUUUCUUUGCCUGUUGGGACAUGAAGGGUUGGCUAAGGGUGUGUUAGGCUUGGCUUGCAACUGGGGGCUGCAAUCCACGCACCCAUUGCCACCUAACAUAGUGGUCAGGCUCCUGAAAGACAAUGGGUUCAACAAAGUGAAGCUGUUUGAAGCUGAUACUGGGGCACUCAAGGCUCUUGGCAGAUCUGGUAUCCAAGUUAUGGUUGGAAUACCAAAUGACAUGUUGGCUUCGCUUGCCAGUGCUGUGGGAAAUGCCGAGGCAUGGGUGAAACAAAAUGUUUCCUACUAUAUAUCCACCCAUGGAACUGAUAUAAGGUCUGUAGCCAUAGGCAAUGAACCUUUCCUACACUCAUACAAAGAUAUGUUCGUGCGUACAACAUUGCCAGCCCUUGAAAACAUUCAAGCAGCUCUUAUCAAAGCAGGCCUAGGCAAACAGGUGAAGGUAACCAUUCCACUGAACGCCGACGUCUACCAGACCGACUCCGGUCUACCCUCCGGCGGUAAUUUCCGACCCGAAUUGUUGGAUCUAAUGACAAAGAUCAUCAAGUUCCUACAAGAAAAUGGUGGGUUUAUCACCAUCAACAUCUACCCCUUUCUUAGUCUCCAAGCUGAUCCCAGUUUCCCCAAAGAAUAUGCCUUCUUCAACAACACUGCUAGUCCCCUUGUGGAUGGUUCCAUCGUUUACACCAAUGUUUACGAUGCCAACUUCGAUACCCUCAUUUCAGCCCUCGAAAAGAAUGGCUUUGGACGUAUGCCUAUCGUCGUUGGAGAAGUUGGGUGGCCAACUGAUGGUGAUCCUAAUGGAAAUAUAGACAAUGCUAAAAGGUUCAACCAAGCACUUAUAAGCCGUAUAAUCCAAGGCCAAGGUAGCCCAAAACGCCGUACCCCGCCUGAUGUCUACAUCUUUUCUCUCCUCGAUGAAGACCAUAAGAGCACUUUGCCUGGCAACUUUGAGAGGCAUUGGGGUAUCUUCAAAUACGACGGCAGCGUCAAAUAUCCAUUGGAUAUGGGCAAUGGAAGAGCCCUCGUCCCAGCUAAAGGUGUCAAAUAUUUGGCCAAGCAAUGGUGCGUAAUGUCUCCUUCGGCUAGCUCGUCAGACCCCAAUACGUUGGCACAAAGCGUUACCUACGCAUGCGAGAACGCGGAUUGCACCAGUCUGGGGUAUGGAUCCUCGUGUGGUAAUCUGGAUGCCCAAAGCAACGCUUCGUAUGCGUUUAAUUCGUAUUUCCAGACCAUGAACCAAAGCAAAGAAGCAUGUUCUUUUAAUAACUUGGCUACCAUUACAAACGUUGAUCCUUCUAAGCCACCUUGUCGUUUCGAGAUCAUGAUCGACACCCGAAAACAGAAAGCAGCUCGUACCCCUUUCAAGUCUUCGGCUUCAAAAAUGGAAGGCAUAUUUGCAGCUUUGGUUGUGGUGUUGGGUUUAGUUAUUUGUGGUGUUCAUUGAUUUGAGUUCUUAAUUUGCCUUUGCUGCAGUCACCCAGGCAACCAUCUCUUCCAUUUUCUGAGGUUAAAUUUACUAAUUUAUUUUUAGACCCCAUUGUAAAUUUAAUUAUUCAAUCAAAACAUUCCUUGUUUGCAGAUUAAGAUAUAAA
Messenger RNA from Gossypium raimondii (Peruvian cotton), 1677 nucleotides. Its product is annotated as glucan endo-1,3-beta-glucosidase 5. Bases 54 to 1529 code for a protein of 491 amino acids. The record is from RefSeq and is a predicted model, not a curated record. The transcript is spliced from 2 exons. Gene Ontology annotation, molecular function: hydrolase activity, hydrolyzing O-glycosyl compounds. Lineage: Eukaryota; Viridiplantae; Streptophyta; Magnoliopsida; Malvales; Malvaceae. Gene Ontology annotation, cellular component: plasma membrane. Gene Ontology annotation, biological process: carbohydrate metabolic process.